Molecule: messenger RNA, 9738 nt
Organism: Peronospora farinosa
Lineage: Eukaryota; Oomycota; Peronosporomycetes; Peronosporales; Peronosporaceae
Source: the annotation of a GenBank genome assembly
AUGUUUGAGACGCUCGUGACGGGACUCUUAACCAGUGCGCUGGGUAGCUACAUCGAUCCUAAAUGCUUUAGUAGUGAUAAAAUCAAUGUGGCAGUCUGGUCUGGGUAUGUCGUGCUCACAGAAUUGGAAAUUAAACCCGAAAUAUUGGCGGAAAUCCCCGCAUUGAAACUCGUUCGGGGUCUUGUCGGGUCUUUGGAGCUCAAAAUUCCAUGGAAUCGACUGCAAUCGGACUCAGUAGUGGCUACCGUGGAUGAUGUGUAUCUAUUGCUACGAACAGAAGAGGACGUGGAUGCGGUGAUGCGGCAAAUGGACGAGUUUACAAUAAAGAAGAAAUUGCUGGAGGAACUUUAUGCGCAGGCCAAGAGACAAGAAGACGACAACAUGACGGACAGCAGAGAUGGUGGAUUUGCAGCUCGAUUGGUCAACAAGAUCAUUGACAACUUGGAGUUACAUAUACGAAGGAUUCAUAUUCGUGUGGAGGAUUACACUACGGGGGAUCAUCCGUUUGCUUUGGGACUUACGAUCGAGUCGGUUCAUGUGCAAUCUACCAACUCAAACUGGCAGCCUUCGUACGUGGAUGCGUCUAAAAGCAACGAAUCUCGGAUUUUCAAGAGUGUCGAGCUCAACCAUUUAAGCGUGUACUGCAAUCCGGAUUGUGAGCUGCAGCGGGACCGCCAGAUUGACUUUCAAACGUGCUCGCCAGAAACGUUUUCCAGUGCAUUUAGCGCUGCGAUCCCAAAGCGUUUUGAUGACAGACACGUGUCGCACUUUCACAUGCAACUGUAUCCAUCAGCGCAACACCACCACUUUUUGCUUAAACCGGUAGAUGCCAGUGCCAGAUUGAUUGUGAAUCGCGACGUGUUUGACGCGAAUGUGCCAAAAUUUGAAAUUGAUGUAAAUGUUUCCGAAGUAGCCUUUCGACUCGAGGAGUCGCAAUACUGUGACAUGCUGUACCUAGUGUCGGCAAUGCAGCUACCGGAUCAUUAUAUGAAGUACCAACGAUAUCGCAAGUUUAGGCCACAGACAGCUGUAUUUGAUGAGCCAGCGGUUUGGUGGAAGUAUGCGAUUACGUCAGUGAUUAUCAGCUUGAAAACAAGGAAGCAGCAAUGGACUUGGGAUUUUAUGAAAGAUCGUCGCGAGGAUCGCAAGCGUUACACGAGCUUGUGGCAGCAGAAAUCAUGGCACUUAUUGGAGCUUACCGAUGUAGACUACGGAUAUUCUGAUAGUGAAGACCAUGAUGAUGCUGACGAAAGUGGAUAUAUUGUAGAGAAUGAUGACCAGGGGACAAAUGGCACGCCGUCAUUCGACUUUGAAUAUAUGACAAAGCUCUUGCCUCUUGAGAUUGAUUCCGGGCUAGAAGAAAUUGAACGACGUAGGAGUGUAGAGGAGGUGUUGAUUUUUCGCUAUUUAGCCGAUCUCAGCGUUCGAAAAUUCCAAGCUUCACAAGCUUCUUAUGUUCGACGUCGACUGCCUACGCCUCCGACUCAUGAAUCUCAGAUCCUUUCCGAUACUGAUUCAGUAGAUACGGAAUUUACUGAGUCCAGUGUGCCGGCUGAGUUGCGGUAUCGAUCGUGGGGUGCGUGGAUUUUUGGCUGGACGUCUAAGCUGACAACGCCCUCUUCGGGCGGGGAACCAGGGCGAGUCCCUCACAAAAUAAUCCCCGAAGUGGAGCUUCGAGAAUUGUUUAAGAUAUUAGAGGAGCCUUCUCGGCGCUCGAAGAAGCGAAUGUACAAGCAUCGUGACGUUGUCGGGCAAGACGGCACUUCUGAUAGCGAGUCACAAACGGAACUCAGUGAGCUAUAUAGAGUGACAGUGGCGUUGCAGCGGGGAUCGGUAACGCUAGCAAGCGAUCCGGAAAUGAGCAAGACGCUACUCCGCAAUGAUUCAAGCUAUGGGCAAAAGUAUGCCCCAACUGAUUUCCUUCUUGGGACUUUUUCUCAGCUUCAGGUGGCUGCGGUGGCGAGGGAUGAAACAGUGGUUGUGGAUGUGUCACUGCAGUCUAUUGAAGCAUUUGAUGAAAGUGCAGAAAGCUCGGCAUUUUCUCGCCUUCUUAGUCGAAAGCAAACGAUUCGCCCUGUCGGUGACGGAGACGAUGUGAACGUUAGCAAGCUAUCUGGCGUCGUAUUCUUGGUCAGUUGUGAGAUAAAUCCAGCCAGUUCCAGCGCAGAUGCUUCGUUGUUUGUUCAUAUGGAGCCCUUGGAAAUUGUGUUAUCGCCUACAGCAAAAUGUUGGGGCCGACUUGCACAGUUUAUGGAUACCCCUGCGAGUUUGGGGUUGUGGGAAGAGUUAGAAGUUGCGUCUUUUAAUGAUAUUGUCAGCUUAAAGGCGCGAACAGAAGCUAAGCUUGACUAUGUGAUGAAGAAUCGCAUUGCACUUGCCGUUGAUUUCCGCAUCCAAGCACCAGUUAUCAUUAUUCCAGAGAGCGACAGCGACUACGAUUGCGCGCGACUCGUGGUAGAUCUUGGACGAAUAAACUUCAUGACUGACCGUCUCAGUCAUAUGGACAGUGAAAGAAUGGGCAUAGACCCAAAUGGUGGCCUACUAUCGAGCCGAUCGGCGCAAGGGUCCGUUGCACUACCAAACCCUUCCCAUUUUCAAGAUCUGAAUCAGACUGCAUCCUUCGCUCAGCAAUUGUAUGAUGAAGCCGAGAGAGGGGAGGGGGCAAUUCGCUGGAAGGAGGAAUUUUACGACAAAUUUAGCCUCUCUGUCGCUAACAUACAUGUGUUAUUAUUUCCAUAUGGAAAGACAAGUCGGGUUCAAAAGGAUAGUGUCGGAAACAACGGAACGGAUUAUCCGUCUGUUUCCUUCCCACCGUACCUCACGAAUAUUUACGACGACGACCAACAAAACGAGCUGAUCGAGCGUUUCAACAUUAACGUUACCGUUCGCAUGUCAAUUUUACCUCUUGACGCAACGUUAACACGGUUUUAUAUCCACGCAGAUUUGCCCGCGUUAACCUUCAAUUUAUCGCUGGAAAAUUACUUCCAGCUGGUGGCAUUGGGAGAUCGUUUUAGCUUGGCAAAUGCUGAGGCAGUGAAAGACUCAAGUAAAUACUCGAGUGAUGCAUUACAUGCGACAGAAGACGCUUUCAAUAGCACUGAUGUGGACAUGGCCGACGCAAAUGACCGAUUCGAGGCCAUGACGAGGGGGGACUUCCUCAGUACCUCGACACUAAAGAAAUUUAUGCUUGAUGGUGAAGGUGCCGAGACAAAUGCGUUACCAGACAACGCUGAAAACUCUGAUGAAAUCUCGAGUAUUGAAAGUGACGACACGUGGUUUAGUAUGACAAGUGGCAAUCCAGAUAUGAGUGCUGUAGUGGCAAGUGGAGAGCCCAGUGACCGGCAACGCAGCCUUCCCGAUGUCGUUGUGGCGGACGACAGCAGAAGUGUCUGCACGCCCCAGCGCUUAGAAGGAAGAACACGAAAGAGACCACGACCGUAUACCCCCAGCGGGACGGCAAAGCUUCUUGAUCGGAGAUUAAUGGUUUGUUCGUUCACGGUCCCACUAAUAGCGGUGCAAGUGAAAAAGCCUCGCUCUUCUGCCAUCUCUUCCUAUUCUUUAUACCGCUACGACAUGAGUGAUUUUGGUGACGAUUCUGCAGACAACGGUGCCAUUCUGAUGAAAUUGCAAGGGUUUCGAGUCCGAAUAGGACAAAAAACCUUGUCAACCCAAGUGAACGUGAACCUAGCGUCACUUGAAAUUGAAGAUUUUAUUGAUGCUAGUGGUCGUUCAACACAGUAUUUGCUGUUUUCAAGUCCUACAAUUGCUGCUCCGUUUUCAAUUAAAGCUCCAUUACGUCGAGGCGGGAAUUUCUCGGGAUACGCUACCCAACGCAGACGGCCAAAUCGACAACGAGAACGAGUUAUUUCUUUUCAAACGGGCGGUGCGAAAAGCAGCGACGGAUUGCGGUCGAGAGCACCCGAAACUUUGUUGGAACUUGGCUUCAGCUCCUUGAAUGAUCAAAAAAGUGGCAAAGAGGUGUUGAGGGAUGUAGAUCUACAACUCGGCUCGGUGCAGUUCAACUUUGACCAGACAUACGUCUGCUCUAUGUUGGAGCUGUUUGAGAAGUCAUCGACUCAACUUGCUUUGGUUCCACAAGGUGGUAAGGGUAAUGGCGAAAAUACGGUAUCGGACACAUGUGACGGUCUGCCGCCGCCUUUCGAGCUUACACCCACAAUCAAACAAGAAUAUUCGAUACCAGUAAACCUUACAGAGUCUGUUCGAGCAGAUUUGGAGCUAGCGAGGAAGAACCUAUUUGAGCAAAAACCUGAUCCGAAGAUUACAGCGAUGGACGGUGGGAGUUGGCCUGUUCCUAUCGCGCUAAAACUGAGUGUCCGACUACACUCUGUAUCUGUCUGUCUGUCGGAUCGUGGUGAAUCAAUGGCGUCUGUUGCGAUUCUUGAUUCUGCAAUACAGGUUGGUACAGAGAAAACUGGUUAUAUAAGUGUAUCCGGCACAGUGGGGGAUGUGAAGGUGUUCGACCUAUCCUCAAAAGCGCUACGAGAAGAAGGACUUGGUGUCAGCAGUGCGGCUGUGCGCGGAUCCGAGUCCUCACCUUUAAGGUACAUCGAGAUACUUGGGUUGGACACAUCAGCUACGUUCUCGACUGACGAAAGUAGUCACGCGUUGAGCUUCGAAUGCUUGAUCGCUACUGAAAUGAAAUGGAACUCGAAGGCCACAGCAGACGAUGAAGGGCAAAUGCUAGCACACGAUAGGAAGUCGAGUCUUACGGUCUCCUUGCAGCCUAUUCGUCUACUGGCACAACCAGAGUUUGUGGAGAGUCUGGUCAAUUACGUCGUCGAUGGGUCCCUCCGAGCCCAUUUUCAGCCCAAGUGCGCGUCUUUGAGAACAGAUGUCAUGGAAAGAGAACACAACCGCACGAACUCAUUGGGCUCCGAUUUUCAGUUCGCACCAAUAUCUUCUCCGAGUGCCGACCGCCCGCCAAAAAUCCCGACUCCCUUUUUUGAUGCAGUCAAUACCUCAAAUACGGAUGCUAGGCAAGUUAACUUUGAAGCACCGAGCGUCCUUACUUUCUGCCAUAGAGAUAUUGACGACAGCGACACGCAUGAAAUGAAAAGCGAUCAUGAACAUUGUAGAAGCGGAAACGAUAGGGCAGUUAUCAUUGCGCACAUUCUCGACAAUUUCAAUCUGGACAUCAGGUUAUGUCACCCAUGCGUCGUUCUUCCGGCCACUUCGUUGAACGACAUGCGAAUGUCGCUACUAGCACAGCCGUGUCGGGGGAUCGUGUUUGACUUUGGUACAAUAUCAUUCAAGCUGCGGCGGGAAGUAUCUGAGUGUCUGCUUUCGUCUGCAUACCCAUCAUACCAAACUAAUAUGACCGUAGAAGGUUUACAAAUUACUUCUCUCGCGGACCAAACUGCGAUUCUUGAUCGAUCAGGCUUCCAGAUGCGAGGCAGUAUUCCUACGCAGCCAACGAACAAGGAUUCCGACAAUGAGGGAAAGAGUAGCGUUUUACCAGAGAUUGCUGUGACCGUGGACAUUCACUCUGUUUGCAUUAACGUCAGCGAAACAAAUGUGUGUCUGGCUUUGGAAAUAUUCCACAAAGCCAUUGUUCCGAUUUUUGAUACAGUCAAAGGGUUAAUUCAAGAUGAGAGUUAUGAGCGUGCGUCGGCAGCAGACUCAGCUAUUCUCCUCGAUAACCAGAAAGAAGAUUGCGGUGACUUGAAAGUUGGUGUGCCUGUGUCAAGUGACGAUACGGCACCGUGGGGGCAGUUGACGGUUCACUUACUGCUAGAAGAAUUUAAGGUUGCGCUUAUAUCAUACUCGGAGGCUCCUCACCAGUUUGAGACGUGGAUGAAAAGUGUCAUUGAUAUCCCUGACGAAGUAUCUUCGCGAGAAAGCAGUGGUGGAGCUUCAUUUGCAGCCCAGGGGGGGUCUUAUUCUCAGCAUUUUAUGGGGCGGCGAGGGAGUUUUCCAAAUGUGAUUCCUUGCUGUGUCAUUGGCGAAAUUGCCUUGAUUGCGUUGGAGGCAAAUAUGGCAUUGGAUUUGAUGGACACCCAAUCACGGAAUAGUCAGCUGCAAUGGGACUUCUCCUUGCAAGAAUUUGUUAUCUGUGACAAAAUUGCAGACUCUACGGAUUUUUUGACUCAAUUAUUUGGGCCAGUUCCUGAAGCUUUUUUGGAGCGUAUAGAAUCUCGUGCUUCAAUUUCUGACAGAUCUUCGCUUUCGUAUUUGUCUAUGGACGAUGAUCUGCCUCCGUUGCUACGCCAUUCGACGUCACAGUCAUCAAGACUUGGCGUACCAUCCUCGCAGUUGAGUGGACGGUUGACAAGCAAAACGGGCAUUGUUGGCGAAUCUACUGUCACGACGAAUUCACUAGAUCUGUCUGUAUCUUCCGCUCGCCUAAUUCUUCUACCGCGGACUCUGCUCCGAUUGGAACACUUCGUCCUUGAUGUGUUCCUGGCGGCAAGUAAGAAGAGAAGUGAAUUGGAACUUCAGCGUGAUGCCGCGACGGUAAAAAAUUCUCCUGGAGUUGAGGGUUGUACAUUUGUUGACGCGGGUUUUGACCCCAGCGACAGCCUAGCAGAGCAACAGGAAGCUCUCUUUACUGUUCCUAUUCUUCGUCCAAGAAACGAUAGCAUAUCCGAGUCACUAAAAGAUGAUCUCAAUGCGGCUCGAUCGGCAGUUGUGUCUCCGUCGCAGCGUAUGCUAAGCUCAGCAAGCGCAACAGAAGGACGGUCCCUUGAAAACUUUUCGUCUGGCGCAAUUGCAGAAGAAAAUGGAAGCGGGGCGUCCGUGUCCAAUAAGGUUGAUGACCCCAAAUGUGCCUACAAAAAAGAAACCGGUGCGCUGAGUAUGAUGCGUCGGUGGAUAGUUGACGUUCGCUUUCUAAAUUUGCAGAUGUGGGUGGUAUCGACGGAUCGUAGGACCGAUGUGGCAGGAUGUGUGCUAUCGAGUCAAUUGUUCGCAAAGUUUGAUAGUGUACUUGGUGGACUCGAAGCAUCUGCUUCUUCUGAUUGCAGUGAUCUUGUGACUGCAUCGGUUCGAUGGAGUAAAUUCGGAGUAUUGGUGGGCUCGCCAACGGUCAGUGACACCGAGCAACAACAGCUAACGCAUCACACAGGGACACUUGUUGAAAACUUCGAAGUAGCUGUUCACUUCGCACUGCGUCAAUGCUUUGGACCUGCCCAUGAGGAAACUACCGGUCUUGACAGCAUUGACAAGCGUGACUCGAAUAACAGCAAUGCGUACCGCGGUCUUGACAGCAUUGACAAGCGUCACUCGAAUAGCAGCAAUGCGAAUCAUAAUAAUGGUGUUGAGAAUAGCGGUGACGAAGUUAGACCAAGAUCGUGGAUUAAUCAUUCUCCCACUAGCAAGGACGACUGUGCGGUGCAUUUACCCGAACUUUUCCUUCGAGAUGUGCCAUCGGGGUGGCGAGAAUGGAUUCUGAUGGAACCAACUGUGUGCAUCAACCAGAUCGUCGCCCAUAUUGCCUACCGAGACUUGCCACUGUUGUUGAAGAUUUUCGCGGUUUUGACCAGCAUGCUUGAUGCAGAGGAAAGAAUUCGCAAUACGUUUACUGAACGGCUAAAAGCAGCAGCGGACGAUCUUGACUGGGAAGAUAUACCUGAUACUUUGGGAAAUCAUUCAGAGUAUGCUCACUACUUUGAGGCAGAUGACGUCAGUGAAUUUCAAAUGGCUGAACAAACUGCACUGUUAACUUCUCAACCGAACGUUCUUACACGCGCGUCGAUUACUGCAAAAGGAGUCCAAUUUCAGUUGAUCAACAACAUUGUCGAUCAGGCGUCACCAGUUGUGGAAGUGGACUUGAAAUCAAUUGACUUACUGCUGCGAUCUGAGUCAAAUUUGAUGAUAGAAGUUACGGCAAACUGCAGUGCAGAAGCAAAGUACCAAAAUCUGCGUCUUGUGACGAUGGAACCACUCAUUGAGCCAUGGAGUGUUAAGGUAAAGCUCUGUCAGCUCACCUCACGUCUUCGUGGUUUGGAUGAUACAGAGCAGUUGGCAGUGUCACCUUGGAAGCUAGAUAUUUCGUCAGACGUUUUCCUCCAACUGAAUUUGACUGAUGCACUGAUUGCAAACAUGGUGGCUGCAGACCGAGCUUGGCGGUGGGUUUUCAACGCAGGUGGAGAUUCGCGCGAGAUGACGGAGUAUUCCACGUAUUGGAUUCGAAAUAAUACUGGAAUGCCUUUGCGGUACUGGGGUGUAUCUUACAACAAACAUUCGCUUGCUGCCGGCGACGAAGAACCUCUUCGGCUCAGUAAAGAACAGUGCGGUGGAAAAGGUAGUGAGAAACAGCAAAAAGGAAAUCGGUGUAAUACGUAUGUACGCAACCGCCAGAUUUUUAUCGCUGUCGAAGAAGAAUAUCCAAGCAACAGUCUGUCUAACAUUGCGAGGCAAUGGCAAAGUGAAGCACCCAUUCCAGUUGACCAAGUUGAUUCCCGCAUGUAUGCCUUGGUAGACUUCGAAGCAGACAUCACGGCCACUCACAUGAGGAAAUGCGAGUGUGUGAUUGACGUACUUGUAGAGCGUGGAUGCAAGUAUUUUGUGGUACGCUCGACUUUGAUCCUAGAGAAUCAAACUUCAUCCGAUCUAGAAGUAGAGUUUAUCUCUCCUCCAAUACGUUCACUGUCACAGCCUUCGAGAGUGGAAAAUGCCUCGCAAGAGCACAUUAUCCCCAUUUGGAGAAAGGUAGUUAAGGCCUCCUCCGUUGUUCCUGUUCCGGUGCACAUUGUUUCAUUUGGCGAAGGCUACGUGAUGGUGCGUCCUCCAGAGAUCGCUGGAGACAAUGCACCGAAGGCUUACGCCAAAGAGCAGGUGCACCUCCCGCUCUUUGAAAAAGGAAGCUCUUUUGCCAACGAGAACAUGGCGCAUGUGGAAGAUGACGAGUCUGGUCAGUCCCAAUGCACUAUUAAGUUUCGACGACUGUAUAGGGACCGGCCCGUACGUCCAUUCAUGAUGAGUGUUUGCCUCUCCAAUGCAAGUAGUGCACUGUAUCACCGCACGCUUUCGUUCCAUCCACCACUGAUCGUGCAUAAUCUAACCGCUGGACCGCUUGAUUUUUGCUUGGCAACUCCAAGUGAUUGGUCGCCUGCAGUUGAGACAGUGACUAUGAAAAAUUCAGGGAUGAAUGCAGGUUGGGAAACUUGCGAGCAACGUUUGCGUGAGCGAGGUACGAUCAAUGUGGCGGACUCGCUUGUUUGGCAUUUGUCGAGUGAGGAAACACCUCUCGAACUCAGCGUCCGGAUGAAAGGGUUUGACUGGAGCGAACCUCUUGAUCUCGAAAAAGACUUGGACGACCUUGUGCGGAUUAAAAUGAAAGAUCUUGUGAGUGACGCGUAUCUCUAUAUUACUGUCGAAAUUCGGAUAAGUAAGGGGUACUGCCGUGAGUUGUUUCUCUAUGUGCCAUACUGGAUUGUGAACCUGACGGGCAUGAAACUUGAGUAUGCAUACGAGGAAGAACGAAUGGGAAGCGAACAUAAGAUCGCGUUGUUGGCGGGACAAAAACGGCUAGAUCGUGAUGAGCUUCUACUGAAAGAAAUCCAUAGGACUAAGACUGCUUGUCGAGAUCGCAAUCCUCAUCUCCUUCACCCUGUUCUUGUUGAGAACCAGGAAUUCGCAGCUAAAGCUAAAGACUUCGGGCAGCUCCACAUUAUAUCUAGUCGUGCAUCUACUGAUCGGCGUGAGAGUGAGCGCAAGCGACGUCAUCCUCGACUUCUUCCGAGUGUACCACCACUUGUCAUUCCAACUAUCGGAUAG